Messenger RNA from Trichophyton benhamiae CBS 112371, 1530 nucleotides. Its product is annotated as Ulp1 protease family protein. Gene Ontology annotation, biological process: protein desumoylation. Bases 1 to 1530 code for a protein of 509 amino acids. Lineage: Eukaryota; Fungi; Ascomycota; Eurotiomycetes; Onygenales; Arthrodermataceae. Gene Ontology annotation, cellular component: nucleus. The transcript has a single exon. The record is from RefSeq and is a predicted model, not a curated record. Gene Ontology annotation, molecular function: deSUMOylase activity.
AUGAAGAGAAAGAAGACAGCAUCCCGCGCUGUCCACGAGCUACAGUCCAGUAUCACAGCCGAGCUUUACGUCCCUGAAGCAAAGCCAGUAUCUGUGCCGUCUGCUGCUCCUGCUCCUGCUCGGUUAGACCAGCGAGGUGUCUCUCGCCGCCGUCGAUCGAAGACUGCCAAAAGUUCGAUCGAGAAAAUCAUGCCGCACAAGCCUGGUUCCGCUAUUGCACCAGGCCGCGUUACCAAACAACGCAACAUUGUGCGGCCGGCGAAAGACACCUUCAGAGGAUCGAUAAUUGAAUAUCGAGGUUAUCGCCCAGAUGCCUCGUUUGAGGAGAGACGUCGGAGAGUCGAGAAGUUGAACUUGGAUUUCGUUUUAAAAUCCCGGCCUGCCCAAGUUCUCCUACCUGAGCCACAACAACAACCCGAGUCACCCGUCGCGCCAGUGACUUCAGAGCUCAGCGAGACCUCCGAACCUCCGCCACCCGCCGGUGCUUCGGUGCCAUCAACUACCACUGGACCGUGUAUCACCACCGAGCCAUCAAUCCCAGAGGGUGUUACACCCACCGACUCGUCUCGUAAGGAUGAGUCGUACGAUGGCUAUACACCGAGACCAGCAGGCCCACGCACUCGGCGGCGAGUACACUGGCAUGAAGCCAGUGGUGCUCCACUCGGACAGCCGGUUGUUGACAUCCGCGUCUAUGACCCCAGCGCUCCAGUCAGACCAGCAGCAGGGGUGGAAGACAGUCAGCAGCCGGCGCACACAACUAUUGGCGACAAGUCACCAGAGGGCCCUUUCAUCAAGCCCAUCAGCAGCAAAUGGGACUCGCGUCUCACUGCUGAUAUGUCCCUUCCCGAUUACCGACAGGUUGGGACAACGAUCUCUGGUGACCCCCUGACCCGUAAGGAUUUUGCGACAUGCUACACCCCGUUAGCGUGGCUCAAUGACGAGGUGAUAAACGCAUACCUCGCAAUAAUCCUUGACUACGCUCGAAGGGCAUCGGGCAGUUCAGGGAGGCACCGGGAGCCCAAAUACCACGCCUUCAAUUCAUUCUUCUACUCUAGUCUCAGGGACCGAGGCUACGAGUCCGUACGGCGUUGGGCUUCCCGGGCUAAGAUUGGGGGUCCGGCCUUGUUGGGGGUAGAGGUGGUUCUCAUCCCUAUCCACAACCAAGCGCACUGGACCCUCAUGGUCGUCAAACCGAAGGCUCGAACCAUAGAGUACUUUGACUCCCUAGGCGGCGCUUCACGAGCUCACAUCAGCCGAGUGAAGGAAUGGCUCCAGGGAGAGUUGUGUGACCUCUUCGUCGAAGAGGAAUGGCGGGUUCUCCCGACAAACUCUCCACAACAGGACAACGGCAGCGACUGUGGGGUGUUCCUCCUAACUACUGCUAAGUUGGUGGUGUUAGGCUUGCCUCUCUCAUAUGGGGCGAGAGACAUUCCCACGAUCCGCAAGAGGAUCGUUGCCGAAAUCCUCAAUGGAGGGUUCGAAGGAGAUUUCGACCCGAAGGUUGAGUUCCCUGUCAGACCUAGGCUGUAA